Bursaphelenchus okinawaensis is the source of this 587-nucleotide messenger RNA. The record is from the annotation of a GenBank genome assembly. Lineage: Eukaryota; Metazoa; Nematoda; Chromadorea; Rhabditida; Aphelenchoididae.
AUGGAAGAAGACCUGCUGAAAGAAGCAGUCUUCACAAACACAGUCAGUGUGUUGGUUAGUGUAGAUCAGAACAACCAAAACACUCCUGGCGUAAACGUUCAGUUAUGGCCGUGCAUUCACGUUCCCCAUCGUUCUCAGAUUGCACAAACAGUGAAAGAGAUUUACAGUAAACUGGCAGCAAUGGCUAAUGAACUUGACGAAGGUAUACCUGAACUACUGGUCAGUUUAGUCAGUACUGGCAACCAUUUCGACAGUGAGGUAGGGGUUUUACUUUAGCAGGUUUAAUUUAUAUUGUGUGGCACAAUUGAGGAACAUUGAUUGAUGUUUAUGUAUGCUUAGUAUUGUCAAUAGCCUACUAUAGUUAACUUUUACCAAAAUACGUCAAAUACGUUUAUUACAACAUAAACCAAGAUUAAGAAAUAAUUUUACAUUUCACGAUACAGUCAAGAUACGAUAGCUCUGUAGUCCUACUCAUCACAUAGUGUUACAGUAUAUUGCUCUUUAUUCAACCAGGGCUGGGACCAGACCUUUGACUUAAGACAUUCUUGUUGGCCAUUAUCGCUUACAAGGAAUACGAUCGUAGUUAA